Messenger RNA from Dendrobium catenatum, 1122 nucleotides. RefSeq lists its product as uncharacterized. The transcript has a single exon. Lineage: Eukaryota; Viridiplantae; Streptophyta; Magnoliopsida; Asparagales; Orchidaceae. The coding region runs from base 1 to 1122 and encodes 373 amino acids. The record is from RefSeq and is a predicted model, not a curated record.
AUGCAUCAGCCGCCGGGUUUUAAAGACCCUCAAUAUCCAGAUUUUGUAUGUCGCUUACAUAAAGCAAUCUAUGGGCUUAAGCAGUCUCCGCGACAAUUGUUUGCCAAAUUAACUACACAUCUGCAGUCUUGGGGUUUUCGGCACAGCGAUGCCGAUCCUUCCCUCCUUGUGUAUAAUCACAAUUCACAUCUCAUAUAUUUUCUAAUAUAUGUAGAUGACAUUUUAGUGACUAGCAACAAUCCAAAUCUUAUUGCUGACCUUUUGCUUCAUCUCCAGCACCAAUUCCAGCUCCACAACUUGGGCACUCUUUCUUACUUCCUUGGAAUUCAGGCAGUUUCUACCCCAACCGGCUAUCAUUUACAUCAGACCAAAUAUGCGCUGGAUAUCUUAAACAGAGCGGGCAUGGCUAACUGCAAUCCGGUCCUCACACCACUUCAUGCAAAAUUGAGUUUGGAAAAAACUUUCCUCUCUGUAUUUGAAAAUCCAGAAUUCUUCCGGCAUCUCGUUGGCUCCUUACAAUACUUGACAAUUACACGACCGGACAUUGCCUUUGUGGUAAACAAAUUAUGCCAAUUUAUGCAUUGUCCCAUGUACCAGCAUUUUCUUGCUCUCAAACACCUUCUUCGGUACAUUAAAGGAACCGUUGAUCUUGGCUUACCCAUCUCCGGUCACUCCUCUGUUUUACAUGCUUAUGUUGAUUCAGAUUGGGCUGGUGACCCGUCCGAUCGGAAAUCUACUACAGGUUAUUGUCUGUUUCUUGGGGAUACUCUCCUUUCUUGGUGCGUCAAGAAGCAACAAACUGUUGCAAAGUCUUCUACCGAAGCUGAAUAUCGGGCUUUGUCCAUAGAAGCCACAGACAUUAUUUGGAUUUGUCGACUGCUGGCUGAUUUUCAAUUUAAUGUUGACACACCUACCUCUCUUUACUGUGACAACGUUUCUGCUAUUGCCCUUGCGCACAAUCCUGUCUUUCAUGCUAGUACCAAGCAUAUAGAGGUGAACUACCAUUUCAUUCGUGAUUGCAUCAAAUCAGCCACUAUUACCAUACUUCAUAUAAAUUCCCAAGAUCAAAUUGAUGAUAUCUUCACUAAAGCUCUCCCUCGUAUACGGUUUGCCGGUCUUUGA